Molecule: messenger RNA, 2174 nt
Organism: Neurospora hispaniola
Lineage: Eukaryota; Fungi; Ascomycota; Sordariomycetes; Sordariales; Sordariaceae
Product: major facilitator superfamily domain-containing protein
Exons: 3
Coding region: 394-1986 (530 amino acids)
Biological process (GO): transmembrane transport
Cellular component (GO): membrane
Molecular function (GO): transmembrane transporter activity
Source: RefSeq, a predicted model, not a curated record
AACACCGACCAUCGUCAAAACAAGAAAUCGAUGAACAUCACGGCUAUCCAUCCACGGACUUGAUCUCCUUGACUCCCACAGAUUCGCAUGGGAAAGUGCUUUUUUCCUACGCUAAAUUCUCUGCACACCGUAGUUCUUUCCUCCGUUUUCGGCUCUUUGCCAGCGGUCUGUGUGUGGAGUUCCUUCGGUGAUUUUAUCCAUCACUUAAUCCUGAAUCUAGACCUGCCUGGGCCCAUCGACGGCCAGUUCUUAUUCGAAGCGGCUUGCAUAUAUCAGAUUUGACUUUUAUCCUCUUCUCGAGCAUCUGCACUACUAUUUCAUUAUUGUCCCAAGGGCUUUGCCUUCUUUUUUUUUUUUUUUUUAAACACGGAAGUUCAACACCUGUAUUACACAAUGUCCGGCCACUUCGACACCAACCCGCAACAACCCCCAAACCUCGACCCCGACGCCAUUGAACUCGUCCAACGCAACCAACAACAUGCGUCUUACGCCGGGCACGAGUCAGACCCAGAAGCCCUGCGUGCAGCCGGCGGCACUCCUCCUCCGGAGGGCAUCGACCCGGCCAGCAUUGCUUUGGUAGAAGACGUCCCUCCAGAUGGCGGGUACGGAUGGGUGAUUGUGGCAGCAGUUUUUCUUAUCAACGUCAACACCUGGGGCAUCAACAGCGCCUGGGGAAUUUUCAUGGAGCAGUAUAUCCGUGAGAACACCUUUCCGGAAGCCAGCCAUUUUGAGUACGCCCUCGUCGGAGGUCUGUCCGUCUCGCUGGCUCUGAUCUUAGGACCGAUUAUUAGUGCUAUCCAGAAAGCGUUGGGUACCAGGUAUACGAUGGUGCUGGGGUCGUUGAUGAUCUUUGCUGGCCUAUUCUCUGCGUCGGCGGCCAGUCGGGUGUGGCAUCUUUUUAUGAGCGUGGGGCUUUGUAUGGGAUUUGGGUUUGGGCUGCUUUAUAUCCCGGCAAUGGGACUCCUCCCCCCAUGGUUUUCACGCCACCGAAGCCUGGCUCUCGGUCUUGCAACGGCGGGAGCAGGCGGUGGCAUCGCAUGGAACCUCAUCACUGGCAAACUCCUUGCCGUUUCGGGAUUGAAAUGGACCUGGCGGAUUCUUGCCCUUGUCUCCGUUGCUUUCAACAUUCUUUGCGCCUUCCUCUGCCGCGAGCGGCCUAUCAGCUCUUCCACGGGGUCGUCGAAACGCCGAUCCUUCAACAUCCGUGAUUUUGGCAGGACCCAGGUUCUUCUUAUUCUCCUGUGGGGUUUCAUAACCGAAUUUGGCUACGUCUCCCUCUGGUACUCUCUUCCGAGCUAUGCAACCAGUAUCGGCCUCACUCCAUCCCAAGGAUCCGUGGUGAAUGCCAUGUUGAGCUUGGGAGUAGGCGUUGGGCGCCCGCUUGUUGGCGCCCUCAGCGACCGCUUCGGCCGCAUCAACCUCGCCCUCUUCUGCUGCUCUUCAUGCGCCAUCCUCUGCCUAACCCUCUGGAUUCUCGCCCGCUCGUACGCCGGCCUGAUCAUCUUUGCCUUGGCCGCAGGCGCUGGAGGUGGUUGUUUCUGGUCCACGGUGAACCCCAUUCUGGCGGAAACCGUCAGUCUCGCCGAAAGCAGUGCCAUUUUUGGCACUAUCUGCUUCGCCUUGGUAAUUCCUACCACCUUUGGCGAAGCCAUUGCGCUGCAGCUGGUCAAGGGUGGAGACGGCAUAAACAAGUUCAUUCCAAGCCAGAUCUUUGUCGGUUGUACGUUCCUGGGGGGUACCGCUUUACUCAUGCUCCUUCGCAGUUGGCAGAUUUGCGAAAUUGAGAGGAAAAGUGAGGGCAUGGGGAGUGGUCAACAUGAGGUGGGCCAUAAGAGGUCUGGAGAAGAAAGCCGAACGGAAGGGGAUCUGGAGGAAGGGGUUAUGGCUUCGGGAAGAAGCGCUGGGGUGGCGGUGUUGGGCGAGUUGAGGAGCUCGGCUGCUGGGAUGUGGUCUCCGAGAAAACUAUUUGUUGCCAGGAGGGUGUAGAAAUGGGUGGCAUGUCACGGUAAAAAGCGUUUGUUUUACUCAGGUUUAGGACUGUUCAGCGAAACCAUGUGUUUUGUAUAGAUCUAAAAGCACUAAUUAACUCUCUGAUGGCAGUAUCUCAAGCCAAGCGACUACCUGUGUAGAUAUCCGCGUAUAUGCUUUAAACCCCGAGUUGUGCCUGGUUCUGC